CACGUCGCCCUCCGGCCGAGAUACCUUCAUAUUAUCAUCAACAAUCUUGUUUUUAUGGGGCAAAGCUAAGCUGAUACCAUCAUCCACUAUGAAAGCUCGGUCCUGAACUUAACAACUCUGAGGAGAUCUUCAUCCGACGCCAAAGACUCCUCUCUCUUCUUUCCUCUGCUCUCGGGAAGAAAGCUGUAGCUGAAGCUUUGUUGUUGGGAACUUGUCAGAGGAAACGAGGAGAUGCACGACUUCUGCUUCACGAUCCCGUACGGGCUUCUGAUCCUGGUGGGAGGCCUCGUGGGCUACGCGCGGCGGGGGAGCACCGCCUCGCUGGCCGGCGGCGCCAGCUCCGGCCUCCUCCUCCUCCUCGCCGGCUUCGUCAGCCUCAAGGCCUUCGAGAAGCGCCGCAACUCCUACCUCGCCCUGAUCCUCGAGACAGUUUGUGCCCUUGUAUUAACAUAUGUUAUGGGGCAAAGAUACCUUGAAACAUCCAAGAUAAUGCCAGCUGGGUUAGUUGCUGCUCUCAGUGUACUUAUGUCUGGAUUCUACCUUUACAAGAUUGCAAAUGGUGGCAAUGAUAUCCCAUCCAAGGCGGAGUAAACUUGUCAGUUGAAAUUUCAAUUGUACAACGUGCUUUAGGGAAAGUAACAUGUAUCAUGAAUCAGCUUCUUGGUUUUUAAGUUUUCUCAGUUGUAUUCCUUCCUGAAAGAUACAGUCAUAUCUUCAUGGUACACAUACUUUAAAGAGCAUGUGCUUCAUGUUUGUGUUGAAAGAAAAAAAAUGGAAGUUCACUAAUGCAUAGGUAGACCCAUCAGAUUGUUUAUUUUGUCA
This is a messenger RNA of Elaeis guineensis (African oil palm), 822 nucleotides long. Its product is annotated as protein FATTY ACID EXPORT 5-like. The record is from RefSeq and is a predicted model, not a curated record. Gene Ontology annotation, biological process: fatty acid transport; sterol metabolic process. Gene Ontology annotation, molecular function: fatty acid transmembrane transporter activity; iron ion binding; monooxygenase activity. Lineage: Eukaryota; Viridiplantae; Streptophyta; Magnoliopsida; Arecales; Arecaceae. Gene Ontology annotation, cellular component: chloroplast inner membrane.